This is a messenger RNA of Alligator sinensis (Chinese alligator), 2774 nucleotides long. RefSeq names its product kelch like family member 22 (gene KLHL22). NCBI's taxonomy places the organism in Eukaryota, Metazoa, Chordata, Crocodylia, Alligatoridae. Gene Ontology annotation, cellular component: mitotic spindle; nucleus; polar microtubule. Gene Ontology annotation, molecular function: protein binding. Bases 168 to 2084 code for a protein of 638 amino acids. The record is from RefSeq and is a predicted model, not a curated record. Gene Ontology annotation, biological process: cell division; proteasome-mediated ubiquitin-dependent protein catabolic process; protein monoubiquitination. The transcript is spliced from 7 exons.
GAGAACGAAGGGGACAACGGCACAACUGGACCCGGAGACAGCGAGGGGGACGACAGGAUCAGCCGCAGUGGAAGCGACAUCGACAGUGACAAGGACAGAGAAUGAGCAGAGAAUAAUUCAUCCUACUGUAACUGGUGGCUGCCAGGCACUGAACAUUUCUGCUUGGGAUGGCGGAGGAUCAGGAGCUUACUCAGCCAGGAAAGAUUCACCUCAAGCCCUCACUUCAGCAGCGUACCAGCAACAUCUAUCGCAGUGCAGAGCACUCUCAGGCCUUGCUCAGUGGCCUGGUAACUCUCCGAGAUCGUGGCAUCCUCUUCGAUGUAGUCCUGGUAGUGGAGGAGAAACCUAUUGAAGCUCAUCGUAUACUUCUAGCUGCAUCUUGUGACUAUUUCAGAGGAAUGUUUGCUGGAGGCCUCAGAGAGAUGGAACAGGGAGAGGUUCGUAUUCAUGGAGUCUCGUACAAUGCAAUGUGUAAAAUCCUGAAUUUUAUAUACACAUCUGAGCUGGAACUUAGCCUGAGCAACGUGCAAGAAAUAUUAUCUGCAGCCUGCCAACUUCAGAUUCCAGAAGUUGUUAAGUUCAGUUGUGAUUUCCUCAUGCCAUGGGUAGAUGAGGAGAACAUCCUGGAUAUGUACAAAUUAGCUGAUCUAUUUGACUUGAGACAUUUGAGUGAACAGCUGGACUCCUACAUUCUGAAGAACUUUGUGACCUUCUCAAAGACAGAAACAUACCGACAGCUAUCCCUGGAAAAGGUCUACACCCUUCUCAGCAGCAACUGUUUGGAGGUCAGCUGUGAGAAUGAGGUUUAUGAAGGGGCACUUCUUUAUCAUUACACUCCAGAGCAGUUGGAGACAGAUCAGGUCUCACUAAUGGAGCCUCCAAAGCUAUUGGAGACAGUCCGCUUCCCCCUGAUGGAGCUCCAGAUCCUGCAGAGGCUCCACGACAAGUUAAGCGCAUGUCCAUUAAAGGAUACAGUAGCCAAUGCACUAAUGUACCAUAAAAAUGAAUGUCUUCAACCCGUGCUUCAGAGCUCACACACGCAGCUGCGGUCCGAGUUCCACUGUGUAGUGGGCUUUGGAGGGAUGCAUUCUACUCCCUCAACAGUCCUUAGUGACCAGGCCAAGUACCUGAACCCUUUGUUGGGAGAGUGGAAGCACUUUUCUGCUGCAUUAGCCCCCAGGAUGUCCAACCAAGGGAUUGCUGUUCUCAACAACUUUGUAUAUUUAAUUGGAGGAGAUAAUAAUGUACGAGGUUUUCGAGCAGAGUCCAGGUGCUGGAGAUAUGACCCACGACACAACAAAUGGUUCCAGAUCCAGUCUCUGCAGCAAGAGCAUGCUGACCUCUGUGUCUGUGUUGUGGAUGAAUACAUAUAUGCUGUCGCAGGACGGGACUAUCAUGAUGAUCUGAGAGAGGUGGAGAGGUACGAUCCUAAAACCAACACCUGGGAAUAUGUGGCACCUCUGAGAAAGAAGGUGUAUGCACAUGCUGGAGCAACAUUGGAUGGGAAAAUGUACAUUACCUGUGGAAGAAGAGCAGAGGAUUACUUGAAGGAGCUGCAUCGUUAUGAUCCAGAGGCUGACCGCUGGGACACCUUAGCAGAUGGUCCAGCAAGACGGGCCUGGCAUGGGAUGGCUGCACUUCUGGGAAAGUUGUAUGUAAUUGGAGGCAGCAACAAUGAUUCUGGCUAUAGGAGAGAUGUUCACGAGGUAGCCUGCUACAGUCCCUGCACUGAUCAGUGGGCAAACGUACGCCGUCUCCCUGCAGGACAUGGAGAACCAGGAAUUGCCAUCUUAGACAACAGAAUCUAUGUCUUGGGGGGCAGGUCCCACAAUCGAGGGAUUCGAAUGGACUAUGUCCAUAUUUAUGAUGCAGAGAGAGACUGCUGGGAAGAAGGUCCUCAGCUGGAGGAGGAUAUUUCUGGAAUGGCGGCCUGCGUCCUCACUCUGCCUAGAGCUAUUCUAAUGGAUGCAGAAAAGUCGACCCCAGAAUGGUAUGCAGACAGGCUACAACAUCAUCCAGACUUUGCUUCUGAAGUUAUGAGUGUGUCUGACUGGGAGGAAUUUGACAAUUCAAGUGAAGAUUAAGGAACUUGAACAUUUUUGCAGGGAGGCAAGAAAAAUAAAAUUUAGGGGAAAUGUGUAGAAACUUUUUUAUAUCUUUCAUAUGACACACAUUCAGUCAGUGUUAAACAUUUGAAAACUUAAAAAAAAGUUCUAAACAAAAUACCUUCUGCAGUCAGUCCUUCUCUAUUUUGCCCCCAAACAGUAGUGUGAAAGCAGUCAAAGAAUUAAAAUACCAAGGUUUUGCCCUUUUGAGAGAGACUCUUCUCAAGAUGCAGAACGAACAGAAAAAGACAUAGUAGACUCAUCUUGGUACUCCUCUUCACAUUUUCAGCAUGGUUCCUUUGUAUGAUCCUAUCAGCUUAAAUCUAAUGGCCAGCUUAACACAAGAUGAAACCUAGUGUCUCUUUCCUAUGCCAGUUGUCAGUCUGCUGUGUAAGGUCAUGCAGCAAGAGUAAAUGUUGCAGCAGCAGCAUUAGCAAGAAACCUGAAUCCUCUUUCCCUCUGGGCAUGCAGGUAUCCUCAUAAUAGGUUUAGAAACUGUGAUCUGACACCCACUUCUGAAUGUAUGUACUUCAGGUUUUAUCAACAAGUUGGAAGACUUUUAGAAAAUCUCUGUACUGAUUAUGAUGAACUUUUAAUUCAGUUGGACUUUCACAACCACCAUUUGUUCACAAGUGAAAUAAUAAAUUCUUGUGGGAAGUUUUUAUUUUU